CCUGUCCAGCUCAGCCCCUUCUCCCACAGGAAGCCGGGCCUUUGAGCUUGAGAGGGGGACUGCAUCCCGGCUUGACUCACCUGAGCCCUGGCAGGGGCUGGGGCCUCUAAAAAGCUGACAGUCCAACUUCUUGUGGUCCAUGAAAGCAGUGAUGGCCUCCAACGGAAAGGUCUGCAGGCAACGGCCGCAGAUGAGGAACCGAAGCAGGGAGGCUGCUUGUAGAGUCGCAGUGACCUGCCCAGAUCCCUUGUAGUGAGUCUGGAGGGAAUAAGAACCACCUGCCUUCCUGAAUCCACAUCUUCACCUGCUCUGCAGUGGGGGUCCUUUCUUGCAAGGAGCUCACAGUUGGCUGUAGAGACAGGAAGAGGGUAACAAGGAAAAAGAUCAUCUCCAUCUCCUCCGUACUCCAGAAGAAUGCAGACUCCACUGACCAUUCCUGUGUCUGUGCUCCGGCUCCCCCGGGGUCCUGAUGGCUUGAGCCGAGGCUUUGCCCCAGAUGGACGCAGGGCCCCCCCGAAGCCAGAGGUUCCCCAAACCCUGGGGGCUCCAGUAGUUCAAGAAUCUCGGGAAUCCCAGGAACAGCAGGCGCGAGCUGCACUUCGGGAACGCUACCUCCGCAGCCUGCUGGCCAUGGUGGGUCACCAGGUGAGCUUCACAUUGCACGAGGGUGUGCACGUGACUGCCCACUUUGGAGCCACCGACCUGGACGUGGCCAACUUCUACGUGUCGCAGCUGCAGACGCCGAUAGGUGUGCAGGCGGAGGCGCUGCUGCGGUGUAGUGACAUUAUUGCGUACACCUUCAAGCCGUAAGGAUGUUACUAGGUUCACCUUUCUGCUGUGGGCCUAGCCACAGGGUCCCAGCCCACACGUUGGUGGGCUCCAUAGAGUUUGCAACUAAUUCCCUUGGAAUUUUGAGCCGAGCUCCAGCAACUCAGGCUUCUUGGGACCUCCGGGGUCUCGUCAGUAAAAUUCCACUGCAACCCCAGGAUUUUAGAGCCUGUUGAAAUGAAAGCUCUACCUCACAGAACUCUAAACUCUGAAAUAGGGCCUCAUGGCAGUUCCUGAAGACUGGGGCUGGGGGUAGGUGAGAAAAGCAGAUUGCAGAAUGGAAAAUUGUUUUUUGAGGUUGCAGAGUUCAGCCAUCCUGAAGGAUACUGUCCUCCUACUAAAGAACCGACUUUCCCAGGAAAA
Messenger RNA from Canis lupus familiaris (dog), 1191 nucleotides. RefSeq names its product gem nuclear organelle associated protein 7 (gene GEMIN7). Gene Ontology annotation, cellular component: SMN-Sm protein complex. The record is from RefSeq and is a predicted model, not a curated record. The coding region runs from base 415 to 810 and encodes 131 amino acids. The transcript has 4 exons. Lineage: Eukaryota; Metazoa; Chordata; Mammalia; Carnivora; Canidae. Gene Ontology annotation, molecular function: RNA binding. Gene Ontology annotation, biological process: spliceosomal snRNP assembly.